Molecule: messenger RNA, 748 nt
Organism: Zingiber officinale
Lineage: Eukaryota; Viridiplantae; Streptophyta; Magnoliopsida; Zingiberales; Zingiberaceae
Product: 50S ribosomal protein L18-like
Exons: 2
Coding region: 54-641 (195 amino acids)
Biological process (GO): translation
Cellular component (GO): ribosome
Molecular function (GO): 5S rRNA binding; structural constituent of ribosome
Source: RefSeq, a predicted model, not a curated record
CACACGCCUCGCUUACUUUUUUCUUUACUGAAGUCGAGCUCACGCGCACGCUAAUGGCGAUGCCUCGGGCGACCGUGGUUUCUUCUCCUCCUGCUCCGGUUCCUCUCUGCCGUGCCUCUCCUUCGGUCUCUUGCAUGAGAAACAGAAACCCUCUGUCAAAGCAGUACGCUUCUCUGUCGUGGUCUUCGUCAAUCGCGCUCGUCCCAAUCACCUCUCAGCAGCUCUGCAGAGGGCCCAAACAAAAGGUUGGUGUUGUUCAGGCUGCAUGGACUCGCAGAUCAAAAAGUGAAGCUGCAAACAGACCCAAUAAAAAAUCAUGGAAGCAAAGAACAGACAUGUACAUGCGGCCUUUCUUGCUAAAUGUUUUUUUCUCCAAGAGAUACAUUCAUGCGAAAGUGAUGCAUAGAGGAACGAGCAAAGUUGUCUCUGUAGCAAGCAGUAAUUCUAAGGAUCUCAGGAAUACUUUGCCAUCUCUUGUUGAUGAUGAUGCUUGUAGGACCAUUGGACAACUGAUUGCUGAAAGAUCAAAGGACGCAGAUGUUUUUGCACUGGCUUAUGAACCCAAGAAAAACGAGAGGAUUGAAGGCAAACUUGCAAUUGUGCUGGAUACCAUAAAAGACAAUGGAAUCAUUUUUGUGUAGACUACCUUUGAGUACUUUAAUGGUGUAGCAACAUAUAUAUAUUUGUUCUUUGUUAACUUUGUCUGAUGUACCAAAACAACUUGCAUUUCUGAACAGAUUAUUUCCCA